Molecule: messenger RNA, 3926 nt
Organism: Myodes glareolus (Bank vole)
Lineage: Eukaryota; Metazoa; Chordata; Mammalia; Rodentia; Cricetidae
Gene: Gpr21
Product: G protein-coupled receptor 21
Biological process (GO): G protein-coupled receptor signaling pathway
Cellular component (GO): membrane
Molecular function (GO): G protein-coupled receptor activity
Source: RefSeq, a predicted model, not a curated record
GCCCAACUCCUGACUCCUCCCUCUCUUCCCUCCCUCUCCACCCAUCCACCCUUGUAGUUGCUUGCUAUUUUUCUUGCUGGCAGUCUGGAUUCUACUCAUUUACCUAAGAGGGGGAUUCUAGACAGACGGGAGACAGCUUUCAAAUACACUGGACUGCUGGCAACCCAAGUCAGUGCCCACAGUGCAUUUUGAAAACUCGGGAGCUUCUCUAUGGCGAUGAGUUGCCCAAGAUGCUAGAGAGUCUGUGUGAGCACAUUCGUUUUCCUUCCCUUUCCCCUUUCUUUCUCUUUCCAAGUCCCUUCUCCCUGCUUCCCCUCCUACUCCUUUAUCCUCUCCCUCUGUGCUUUAGUUCUGCCGCACACAGACUGAAGCACAACCCUGCAGCAAGGCUUUCUGUUAAGGAUUUAUUGUGGCUUUUAUUUGGAUUUCAUCAUGCGGAAUUACAGCUGUUCAGAGGAGACUCAUUACAACUCCUGCUGAAGCUCCCAAUCUUCCUCUCUCUGUCCCUACCCCCACUCUCACUUGGCCUGAAGACACUGUCCCCAGUUUACCUUACUCCCUUGGUGCUAUGCGCAUGGUAAACAUGGCAGUAUGGCCAAGUCUGGGACUCACCAGACAACUGCUGUUGACUUUCCCCAUUCCAGGAAGAAUUUAAAGGGAAAUUGCACAGCAGGCAAUGUACUUCAGCAACACCACCACCAGGAACAUGGUGACUAGGGUUCUCUGGGACUGUCUCACACAAACACACACAUGCAGAGUUGAAUGCAGUGGCAAUAGCUGCUCCUGGGAACUGUGACAGCAGCCAGGUGGCAGCAUGAAAUGAGAACCAGUUCCCGAGCACGAGAUGAACUCCACCUUGGAUGGUGAUCAGAGCAGCCAUUCUUUCUGUCUCCUGGCACUGGGCUACUCAGAAACUGUCGGUUUUUGUCUUUUGGAAGCACUGGUUGUUGUCUUUCUAACCACAUUGAUUAUUUCUGGCAACAUCAUUGUGAUUUUUGUGUUUCACUGUGCGCCUCUGUUGAACCAUCACACUACAAGUUAUUUCAUCCAGACAAUGGCAUAUGCUGACCUCUUGGUUGGGGUAAGCUGCCUGGUCCCUUCCUUGUCACUACUCCACUACCCCCUUCCUAUGGAGGAGGCCAUGACUUGCCAAGUAUUUGGCUUUGUAAUAUCAGUUCUGAAGAGCGUUUCCAUGACUUCUCUGGCCUGUAUCAGCAUUGAUAGAUAUAUUGCCAUCACUAAGCCUUUAACCUAUAAUACGCUGGUUACUCCCUGGAGACUACGCCUGUGUAUUUUUCUGAUUUGGCUGUAUUCCAUCCUGGUCUUCCUGCCUGCCUUCUUCCCCUGGGGCAAACCUGGAUAUCAUGGAGAUGUAUUUCAGUGGUGUGCAGUGUCCUGGCACACCAACCUCUACUUCACAUUGUUCAUCAUGGUAAUGCUGUAUGCCCCAGCUGCCCUCAUUGUCUGCUUCACAUAUUUCAACAUCUUCCGCAUCUGCCAACAGCACACAAAAGAAAUCAGCAAAAGGCAAGCCCGAUUCAACAGCCGGAAUGAGGAGACUGCGGAAUCUCAGACUUGUCCUGAUAAGCGCUAUGCCAUGGUCCUCUUCAGAAUUACAAGUGUGUUUUAUGUCCUCUGGUUGCCAUACAUCCUCUACUUUCUGCUGGAGAGUUCCACUGGCUGCAGCAGCCACCUUGCAUCCUUCCUGACUACCUGGCUUGCUAUUAGUAAUAGUUUCUGCAACUGUAUCAUUUACAGUCUCUCCAACAGUGUUUUCCAAAGAGGAUUAAAGGGUCUCUCAGGGGCUGUGUGUACCUCUUGUACAAGUCACACUACAGCCAAGGACCCUUACACAGUUAGGUGGAAAGGACCCCUUAAUGGAUGUUGUAUCUGAGGGGUUCAUAUACUCAGUUGCUUUGUUUGCAAGGAGAAAGGAUGACUUUGGCUCUCCUUUUCCCUUCUACCCUGUACUCCCAGUUUACUAGGAGAUCUAGGACAGGAUAAUUUGACUCUGAGCAGCUGCAGACUAUCCAGACACUUUUCAGUUUGCAGAAGUUGUUUCCUAAAUGAGAUUUAAAAUUAGAAGAAUCUGGAUCAUUAAAAAAAACAACUCAUGGUGCAGUUUUUGAAAUGUCAUGGAAGUAACUACAGUUUCAGAUUCAAAAGGAAUAAAGCCAUUGCUAAUACCUCUCCCAGCUGGCGUGACUGAACCUGGAUGUGAAAAGCGGCAGCACUUUUUAAAAAAAAAAAAAAUCCCCAUUUUCUUUUCCCUUUUCUGGAUUCUUCCAAGCAAUUUGGAACUUGUGUGCAAUUGAUAUCUUUUAACAGGGACUAUUAAGAUAGAAUGAUGAGCUAACAAGGAUUUUCUUUAUCUGUGCCAAAAUAUAACUGCACUGUAAGUUUCAAUACUCCUUUAGAUAGUGAAAUGUCUUGAAAGAAAUCGCCAUAGGAUGAAUAAUGUGAUCCCUGAAGAUUUCUUUUGAAGUUUUGAAAUGAACCAUGAAGCAACCAUGCAAUGAAGUCAUACAGUUUGUGAGAAACAACUGCAUUUACUCCAUGCUUGUGAACAUUCUGUACACGUGUGUAGUACAAGUGACAUUAUAGUGCUUUUUCCUGUGCCUCUGUGUUUGUGAAUAUUGAACAUUUACAUUGAGUUGAGUUUCUUUUUAUAACAAAAUGUAUUUAAAUAGAUAAUAGAUAGAUAGCUAUUCAUUGUAAUGUGUUUGUCUAAAAGGAGAGAGCCGUUAGCAGUUCCAAUCAGUAUUUCCGGGACUUUGUGCUAGUUUUCAUUUUUAGAAAGUGCCAGGGAGAUUAACUGGCCUCUGACUUUGGCCAGAGGUUGUCGUGCAGGUGGAACUGUGAUGCUCAAUGAACAGGCAGUGGAGGAGACCAGGAGUGCUAGCAAAGGUGGAUUUUCAAAUCCAAGAAAGGAUAAGGAUGAUUAUGAAACCCACAGAUAUGCUUUGGUUUUCCAUCCUGAUGUUAGAAGGCUAUUCCCUUUUAAAUAGAAUUAAAUAAUUCUUGUAUUACACCCAGAGCUUUGUGCAAACAAGGCAAAUACUUCUUUUAUAUUAACAACAUAAUUUAUUUGUUCUGUUUUUGCUUUUAAGCCAGUGACUCACUCUUUAGCACUAGCCUCCUAGGAACUCACUGUCUAGACCAGACUGGUCUUGAACUCACAGAGAGAAGACCCACUUGUCUCUCUCCUCGGAUUAAUUAAUGGUCCACCAUGGCCAGGCCCUCGCCAGUUUUAUGUUUUAGACAUUGAUUUUUAUUUUAACUUCACAUACCUUCUUUUUUAAGCUUUUUAAGUGACUAAGAAUUAUAAAAGCUUCAGAAUUCAAGUUCUAGUGGCAAGUAGAGCUCUGUGAGUUCAAGGUCAGCUUGAUCUACAAAAUGAGUUCCAGAACAGCCAGAAGUACAUAGUGAGAUCCUCGCUCAAAAAAUAAAACGGAUUCUGAGUUUUCCCCCAAAUCUUGCUUGUUUUGUAUAGUUAAUAUUAGCAAAUUUAAUCCAGCUGUUUCAGAAUUUAAGACUCAUGAUGAAAAUGCUCGGUUAGAAGUAGCUUUGUUGCUAGAUGGUGGUGGCACACUCGGGAGGCAGAGGCAGGCGGAUCUCCGUGAGUUUAAGGCCAGUCUGGUCUAUGAGACAGAGUUCUGCUGCAGUGCAGUGAAAUUUCAGCUGAUAUACAAAAGGUGGUAGGUCCAGCGCCUUGUGAAUCUGGCUUUAUCUCUUUCAGAACACAUUCAUUCUGGUGGUUCAGCCUUCUGCUCUAUCAGCUGAAAUCUCACUGCAUGAUUCCUGCAGACUGCAGCUCUCCCUGUUUUUCAUUUAAUAAAUGCAGUGUAUGGACAUCCUCUGGUCACCGCGUAUUUCAGAUCCUAAGUGUCUGAGAAUGACUGGAAUAAAGAAUAAAAGUCAAAUGA